This is a messenger RNA of Physcomitrium patens, 3415 nucleotides long. NCBI's taxonomy places the organism in Eukaryota, Viridiplantae, Streptophyta, Bryopsida, Funariales, Funariaceae. The record is from RefSeq and is a predicted model, not a curated record.
UUCUUCGUCUUCUUUUUCUGCUUCGUCAUGUUUGUUACAAUGCCAGCCAUAAUCCUGCCUCUCGUUCAUACCUUUGUCAUGGAUUCGAAUUCGGCAUGUCUUCACUCACCAAGACAAACGAGAGUUCGUAAGAAACCGUCCAGGCUGCAAUUUUUUAUGUCUUCUUAAGCAAGCGUCGUUGAUUUGGAACAGGACGUUUUGUGCAGCAAACUGUGAUCGCAAAUCGCAGCCAUGAUGUUCGUAAUUAUAAUCGGGUGUAGGCUUCGUUGCUUGCUCAGCGUUGGAUAGGAUAGGCGUUGAAAUGCUUGUCGAAGGUGUUGCAUCGCUUAGGGCAGAACGAUCAGUAAUUACGUUGCGUGUGAUUAUUAGUGCUGUUAAUGUCUCGGCCAACGUCAGCAUAGAUUCGAGACUUAACGAUAUUGGAGGGGGCUUUAGAGAUCACAUGUCGAUGAACUCUCAGAGCGUCCGAUUCAAUUACUCAUGGUUUUCUGGCACUGUUACAAAUUCUUCUACUCCUCUUGAGGAAAAUGGCGCAAAAGGCUGCAGAAGUGGCUUUUGAAAACAUCAACAUUAAAGAAUACCACAAAGCGUCAGCACUAUUGGAGCUCCUAUACUGCAAUAAGAAGAAUCAUAUCUGAAAGCAUUCCGAUGUCGACAUCACUUGUCCUCUUUUACAUGCUUCAAAUUGAAUCAAAAUCUCUCUGAAUAGUAUAUCGAUGGCUGGAAAUACUCUGGAUGUGGUGACAUCAGCAUGGAUCAAUGUUGUUACUUCAAUUGUAAUCUUGCUUGCAUUUGCUGUUUUGAAGAAUCAGCCUAUGAACGCUCGUGUGUACUUUCCAAAGUGGUUUUUAGAGCUUCAUAAACGAAGCGCUGGUUCAGCAGGAGGGUUCGAUCCCGCUAGUCGCACCACCAAUCCUAUUGGUAGAUUUUUGAAUUUGAACGUUAAGAGCUACGCUCAUGUCAUGGAUUGGAUAUGGACGACCCUCCGCAUGCCAGAGAUGGAACUAAUAGAGCAUGCUGGCCUGGAUUCUGCCGUUCUUCUGCGAGUGUUUCUUUUAGGGUUGAAGAUGUUUGCGCCGAUGUUGGUGUGGGGUUGCUUCGUGUUGAUUCCUAUCAACAAAACAGAUAAUGAGCUCAUGUCCUAUCAGAAAUCCAAUCCCAACUUCGCCUACAGUACUGUCGACAUGAUGUCCAUCGCAAAUGUCCACGACAAAUCAAAACGGCUUUGGGCUCACUUAUUAGCAGCCUAUAUGUACACUGCUUGGACGUGCUUGAUGCUCUUCAAAGAAUAUGAACAAGUCGAAAGUUUACGAUUCAAGUUUCUUGCUGCUCAGAAACGGCGUCCUGAUCAAUUCACAAUUUUGGUGAGGCAAGUUCCUAGAGUGGGACAGAUCAAAGUCAGUCAACAGAUCGAGAACUUCUUCAAGGAAAAUCACUCAGAACAUUAUAUCACCCACCAGGUUGUUUACGAUGCAAAUUACUUAUCUUUACUAGUAGAAGAUAAGGAAAAAUGUUUGGACACGAUUGAGUAUCUUCAGAAGCAGCAGGGCGGCAGUCAAAGUUCCCAGUGUCCAACUACUCGGAAAGGAUUUCUUCGGAUAGUUGGAGAGAAAGUAAAUUCAAUUGACUUCUACACUUCUAAAUAUAAUCGGCUUAUUGAAGAGAUAAAGACAGUGCAAUGCCACAUUUUAUCAAGUGAGAAGUUUGUCAUGAAGGCGGGUUUCGUGUCGUUCAACUCACGAUGGGGUGCUGCAGUGUGUGCUCAAACGCAACAAAGCAAGGAUUCAACUUGCUGGUUGACGGAUUGGGCUCCAGAAGCACGGGAUGUCUGUUGGGAUAAUUUAUCCAUACCAUACAUGGCGCUUAACUCACGACGUCUACUCGUUGGAUUUCUUAUAUUCUUCAUAGCGUUCUUUUUCAUGAUCCCAAUUACAUUCGUUCAAUCACUGGCGAAUUUGGAUGCCUUGGACAAGAACUUUCACUUUCUGAAGCCUCUCAUCGACCAGAGUUUUAUAAGGUCUGUUCUCCAAGGCUUUUUACCAGGCCUCUCACUGAAUCUGUCGCUUCAUUUUCUUCCCCAAUUGAUGAUGUUUCUCUCUAAAUUUGAAGGCCGCGUUUCAUAUUCUAAGAUUAUGAGGAGUGCUGCUACAAAGUACUUCAUUGUCAUGGUCGUCAACGUUUUUUUCGGCAAUGUUAUUGUGGGUUCUGUAUUUGUGCAGCUGAAGCAGUACAUAAACUCUCCAAUAAGGGUCCCGAAGGCAUUUGGAAGUUCCAUACCAAUGAAGUCGACAUUUUUCAUUACUUACAUCAUGGUGGACGGUUGGUCGACUGUUGCAGCUGAAGCACUGCGACUUGGGGCAUUUAUGUGGUAUCAUCUGCAGAAUAUGGUGAUAGUAAAAACAGAGAGGGACAGAAAUAAUGCUAUGGCAUUUUCAACACUUCAAUACAAUGCAGUCCUUCCGAAAUUGGGACUUUACUUUCUCCUUGGCCUCGUAUAUUCGGUCAUUUCACCUCUCAUCCUGCCGUUUAUUAUUGUGUUCUAUGCCUUCGGAUACAUCAUAUAUCGGAACCAGGUGAUAAACGUUUACGUGCCAAAAUUUGAAAGCUCUGCUGCAUUUUGGCCGCUCGCACACCGAUUCAUAAUCGUGGCUCUUCUGAUAACCCAUAUCACUCUGAUAGGUCUUUUCUCAAUCAAAAGAUCUGCAGCGUCUACACCUCUCUUGCUACCCUUGCCUGUACUGACUUUAUUCUUUCAUUGGUACUGCACGGAUAGAUAUGGACCUGCAUUCGACCAAUACCCACUUCAGGAAGCACGAGCCAAGGAUAAUUUAGAAAGGACUUUAGAACCUAACCUGGAUGUGAGAAGCUUUCUUGAAAGAGCAUAUUUGCAUCCUGCAAUAAAAGCAGCCUUGGCUGAGGACACUGUAGCCUUGGAUGCAAGCGGAAUCUACAAUCUACUCGGCAAUAGAAUUACCGAAGCAUCGUCAAGGCCUGCACAGAGCUCCCAGAGGUCCAAUGUUGAUAACAAGCAGUACGAGCAGACCUGCAUUGUCAGCAUUGAUUCACAAUCUACUUCUACGAUGUGAAGUUCCUCGAUAGAAAAUCUCAAAUCACUGCACCUGGUAAAUUAGAGUGCUUCCGAAGACGAGAUUGAAUGUGCUCACUACUUGUUCACAGCUGGGUUCUGCAAGGUACGUUUCUAGUUGUAGUUGUGCACCUAGACUCGAGUGGUAUUCAACCAUUAAUCUAGCAGAAUAUUUUCACGAGCUGGGCAAGGUACAUGUGGUGUGCAAAUUCUUGCCCAGCAAUGCAUGCUUUCACUGCAGGCGGAACUUGAGCCAAACUGGAAUCUAACUUGGCUUACAACUUCGAAAGAAAUUGUAACCAACUUAAUGCAUCGCUGAGGGUACUUACA